Molecule: messenger RNA, 1439 nt
Organism: Canis lupus familiaris (dog)
Lineage: Eukaryota; Metazoa; Chordata; Mammalia; Carnivora; Canidae
Gene: FFAR1
Product: free fatty acid receptor 1
Exons: 2
Coding region: 518-1417 (299 amino acids)
Biological process (GO): positive regulation of calcium ion transport; positive regulation of insulin secretion; G protein-coupled receptor signaling pathway
Cellular component (GO): plasma membrane
Molecular function (GO): bioactive lipid receptor activity
Source: RefSeq, a predicted model, not a curated record
UGCAUCAUCCGUUUGGACCCGUACCCCGGCUCCUGCGCUGAGAUGCCCCAUUAGCUGCUCACCCAGGCUGCUGCAGCCUCGGGCUAAUGGCCCUGCCUCCCCGCCCUCCUCUACCUUCCGGCUCACUGCCCAUCCUGGACGCCCUCCCUCAGCCCAGCGAGGGGGACUCCUGAGCCUCAGAGACAUCUGGCAGCGCCAAGAGUCUCAGAAACCAGGCGGCCUUUCCUCGAACGGGACCUGCUCGCUUCCUUUGUGCUUUAAGCGAGGAUACGAGGAUACGGGGAUACGAGGAUACGAGGAUACGGAGGACAGGAAGCAGAGGCCCGAGCUAGAGACCUCACUUGGCGCCCAGGCUCGCCUGCUCCCUGGGGGCCUCCCUCGUUGAGAUAGUUGGUGUCGCGCUAGAUGGCUUCUAGCGCUGGGGGCGGUCCGUGACCCCGGGAGCCCCUGCCCUGCCCCCCCACCCUGCCCGGGCCCAUCCCAGGGUGGGGAGCGAGGGGAGCUCAGCCCUGGCCCCAUGGACCUGCCCCCGCAGCUCUUCUUCGCCCUCUAUGUGGCCGCCUUCGCGCUGGGCUUCCCGCUCAACAUCCUGGCCAUCGGGGGCGCCGUGUCCCACGCCCGGCUCCGCCUCACCCCCAGCCUCGUCUACGCCCUCCACCUGGGCUUCUCUGACCUCCUGCUGGCGGCCUCCCUGCCCCUGAAGGCGGUGGAGGCGCUGGCCCUGGGCGCCUGGCCUCUGCCCGCCCCGCUCUGCCCCGCCUUUGCCCUGGCCCACUUCGCGCCCCUCUACGCCGGCGGGGGCUUCCUGGCUGCCCUGAGCGUCGGCCGCUACCUGGGGGCCGCCUUCCCCUUGGGCUACCAAGCGGCCCGCAGGCCGCGCUACUCCUGGGCCGUGUGUGCGGCCAUAUGGGCCCUGGUCCUCUGUCACCUGGGGUUGGUCUUCGGGCUGGAGGCUCCGGGAGGCUGGGUGGACAACACCACCAGCUCCCUGGGCAUCAACACGCCGGUCAACGGCUCUCCAGUCUGCCUGGAGGCCUGGGACCCUGCCUCAGCGGGCCCCGCUCGCCUCACCCUCUCUCUCCUGCUCUUCUUCCUGCCCCUGACCAUCACGGCCUUCUGCUACGUGGGCUGCCUCCGGGCACUGGCCCGCUCAGGCCUGAGCCACAGACGGAAGCUAAGGGCAGCCUGGGUGGCCGGCGGGGCUCUGCUCACGCUGCUGUUCUGCUUAGGACCUUACAAUGCCUCCAACGUGGCUGGCUUCCUGCGCCCCGACAUAGGAGGCUGCUGGCGGAAACUGGGGCUCAUCACGGGGGCUUGGAGCGUGGUGCUCAACCCACUGGUGACUGGCUACUUGGGAGGGGGCACCGGCCGGGUGACAAGUGUGGCAAGAACGAAAGGAGGGACAUCUCAGAAGUAGUAGCCGCUGCUGGGGACAAGGG